Messenger RNA from Nomia melanderi (Alkali bee), 1635 nucleotides. RefSeq names its product cathepsin D (gene cathD). Gene Ontology annotation, cellular component: lysosome. Lineage: Eukaryota; Metazoa; Arthropoda; Insecta; Hymenoptera; Halictidae. Gene Ontology annotation, molecular function: aspartic-type endopeptidase activity. Gene Ontology annotation, biological process: proteolysis; cell death. The record is from RefSeq and is a predicted model, not a curated record.
CUACGCAGGCGCAAUGAAUCUCAACAAUUCUCGGGAGGCUUUAUUAACGGAAGUUUAGCCGUCAAUUCGUCAGUAUUUUCGGUUGCGACGAAUACCAAAUUUUUGACGCAAUAGUUCCUUUGUUUAUAAUUUACUAAAGUUUCACAUUUAGAAAGGAACUUGUAAUUUCAUUGAAAAUGUAUCGUCUACUUUUUGGCCUGUGUGCUUUCUUAGCACUGGCCAGCGCAAAUUUUGUAAGGAUUCCAUUGUAUAAAAUGGACACUGUUCGUAAACAGUUAAAGGAAGUUAAUACAGAAGUAGCUCAGGUGCAUCUUUUCGAAGGAUCAGGCGCUGUGCCGGAACCUCUCUCUAACUACCUGGAUGCCCAAUAUUAUGGACUGAUCAGUAUUGGAACUCCUCCACAAGACUUCAGAGUAGUUUUCGAUACUGGUUCCUCUAAUCUGUGGGUUCCUUCCAAAAGUUGUUCUUUGACCAACCUUGCUUGUAAAUUGCAUCACAAAUAUGAUAGUAGCAAAUCAAGCAGUUACAAGAAAAAUGGGACAGAUUUUUCCAUUCGUUAUGGCUCUGGAAGUCUCUCUGGUUACCUAUCUACUGAUACCGUAGGGAUUGCUGGAAUUAAAGUUAUGGAUCAAACAUUCGCAGAAGCAAUACGCGAACCUGGUUUAGCUUUCCUUGCUGCUAAGUUUGACGGUAUUAUGGGAAUGGCUUAUUCUAAGAUCUCUGUGGAUGGUGUAACACCAGUUUUCUAUAAUAUGGUCAAGCAAGGAUUAGUACCUCAACCUAUUUUCAGUUUCUACUUGAACAGAGAUCCUAAAGCCGAAGUUGGUGGAGAGAUGCUCUUAGGUGGUUCAGAUCCAGAUCAUUAUGUAGGUGACUUCACCUAUGUUCCUGUAGACCGUAAGGGUUACUGGCAAUUUAAAAUGGACAAAGUUACAGUGGGUUCUGAUGUUACUGUAUGCCAAAAUGGCUGUGAAGCUAUUGCUGAUACAGGCACCUCUUUGAUAGCUGGUCCCGUUGACGAAGUUAAGGCCAUCAAUAAAAAAAUUGGAGCUACACAAAUUAUAAACGGAGAGGCCAUGAUUGACUGUAAUUUAAUUCCUAAUUUGCCUGACAUCACGUUUACCUUCGGCGGGCGUGACUUCUCGCUGAAAGGAGAGGACUAUGUUUUGAAGGUAACAAGUCUCGGAAAGACAGUUUGCCUGAGUGGAUUUAUGGGAAUGGACAUUCCUCCGCCAAACGGUCCGCUAUGGAUUUUGGGAGAUGUAUUCAUUGGUCGUUACUACACUGAAUUCGAUAUGGGAAACAAUCGUAUCGGUUUCGCCCAAGCUAAAUAAACGCGUUAAUUCAGAAAAGAUUCUAUGGUGUGUACUUAUUCCGCCAGUACACUUAUUUUAGUACAACUAAAAUUGGUUUUAAACUUCUAUGUUAAUUGAAAUUGCAUUUUUGUGCCACUUAUGAGUACCAUAUAGUAACUAUGAUACGAUUAGCGAGCGUUAACGAGCAAUAAAUACUUUAUUGUAACAAUGCCUGUAACGAACAAAAAAUUUGCAAAGGAUAAAGUUAUAAGUAAUUUUUUUCGUGUUGUGUAUUCUUUUGUAUAUAUUUGAAAAGAAAUAAAGGAGAAAAUCUAAAAUA